AGUGAUUGUGUCUUGUUUAUAAACACCUGUGUUAUUGUUUGAUAACAAAUCGUUCUCAAUAUCCGAAUGGCAGUGUGGCAGUUGUGGAGGGCGGUAUGAUCUCAGAAGUUUGACGUAAUUGUCGUCAUGCGUUACACAGUGAAACAGUCAAGAAGACAAUGAAUGGAAAUUUUUUGCCACAUUCUGCAGGCAAGCGAAAGAAGCGUCAUGACCAUAAGCAGUGUGUUUAUCUGGAAGAAUGGCUAGAGAAGUCUAGUCAACAAGUUCAUACAGCGAGGCCACAUUACGGGGGCAGAGAUGAUGCCAGCCCUUCAGGUUACUGGCCACCACCACCAUCUUCUCGACGCCUAUUUGCUGCUCUCUCAGAUCCUGCUGUGUGUCGCUACUCUGCUGUCCCAAUGGGCUAUUCUCUGGAGCCUGUACUCUGUCAGGUUUACCAGCCACCACCUCCAUACCACCCAAUACAAGUGCAACACUGCAGCUACCCUGCCAGGUGUCAAAGAGAACGUCCACGGAAGCAGAAUAUUGCAAGUCAAGCUAAAAUGCCAGCCACAGCUUCGCCAGCCGAUCCAGGACAAGAAUUUGCCAGUCUUCCACCGGCUGCACAAUCCAUGAAUGUUCCAGAGGCAACACAACGGAGGUUCAGUGACCCUGGCCUUGGCCCUGCAGUUGCAAGCAGUGAAGAGGAGAGUGGCAGUGAAGAUGCUGGUGCUUCUGCUGUUAUUGGCCCCAGUGUUCCUGAGCAGAUUGCAUCUCUUCAUAACAUGGUGAAGACUAUGUCACGAGAGUUGCAGGAGCUACGCACAGAACUUGAAACUUUAAAGUUGCAGACUGCAACAUGGAGGAAUGUAUCUCGAAGUUAUGAACCGGGGAUGCUUUCAGAACUGGUUCGUGAAGUGCGUGAUGCUGCUAGAAUGCGAGAAGAUGCGCUGAUGGCUAGAGUUUGUAAUAUGCUGAGUGCCUCUGACAAACUGAAAUGGAGCAACUCUACUCCACAGCUUUCUGAUCCAGUGAAUGGCCCAGCUGCACCUUCAUCAAUGUCAUCUUGUUUAGGAAUUUCACAAGGUUCAAGGGAAAUUGAGGAACUCAAGGCUCAACUAAAGGAAGCCCUUGUGGAUAAAAAACACACAGAAGAAAGACUGUUGAAGGUUGAAGCUCAAUUACAAAACUUGCGGCUGAAAGAUAAUGUCUGUGACGAAACCCAAGUUGUCCUGGAAGCGAACACUGGAAUGGGUGAUAGUGGACGUGAUAGGGUCCUUAGGCAAGAACUACAGCAACUCAAAUGUGAUAAAUUCAAAUUAACAUGUGAACUUGAAGAAGCUUUGGCUACACGUAAAACUGCAGAAGAAAAUGCUGAAAAAAUGGAACGACUUGUUGAUGUUCUUCGAAAGAAGAUAAACGGUGUAGUUCAAGAAGAGAAACAGCAACAAAUCUUGCAAGAAGUGACCCUAAUGGAACAGAGUCCAAGUUCCUUGGAGAAUACCAGUGAGUCACUUGUUAGUGUUGGAAGUAGCUCAACUGGUCGUUCUUCUUCUCUACAGUCACCACAGGUUACAAUGUCAGGUCCAGUAACUGAUCUGUAGCAAGAGAGUGCCUCCUUGCCAUUCCUGAUUUGGGGAAUCAUAGUUCUCCUUGAGCUUGAGUCUCCAAGAUGUUGAAAUGUGGAACUUGUUUAGCCAUACCAUGACUACAUCAAUAUUUUAUAUAAGCAUCAGACAUCUUAACAAGAAGGAUAAAGAUAUCUCAGGCUAUGUAUUACCUUUUUGUAGAAAAUCAGUGUACAUCCACCUCAAAUUUACAGGAGAGUGAAAUAAGAAAUCAGUAUUUUUGCUAACUUGGAACGUGACAUCACAUUCUUAGAUAUUGACAUGAUUUACACAAGGUAUUAUAUUUUGAUAUAAUUUAACAAUAUAUAUAUAUAUAUAUAUAUAUAUAUAUAUAUAUAUAUAUAUAUAUAUAUAUAUAUAUAAUUUAACAAAGACAGUGUUAUGAGCAGCAAUAAAUACUCAUAAUUUACAUCAUACAAGCCUAAAUGAAUACUAGAAAGUUUUUUGGUACAUACGGAGUGACACAUUUUGUGACUGUGUUAUAUAUUUAUAUGACUGUUUUUAUAGAGACAAUAAUUCAUAUAUUAAAUAAUAGAGACAAGCAGAAUUCAGAUAAUACAUUUUAUAAAGCCAUGUGACUAUGAAAUGUGUACAUAUUUGUGUAAUUUGUCCCCCUCUGCUAUUUCAUUACUGUGUGUGCAAUAUACUCAAACACAAAAUACUCCUUUACUUUUCUGAAACUAAUGUAUAUUUUGAAGUCAUUAUAUCAUAGCACUCAUCAGAUUUUAGUUCAUAUCAAAUAGCAAACUGAAGUUGGACAAAGAGAAAAAUUGUUUUGUACAAACAUUUCACAUUGUAUAUUGACUCUACAUUAUUACAUUUUCUUCUAUGGGUUACACAUAGCCUUUUUAUUUGGUUUUGUUUAUAAUUACAGAUAAGAAGAGCUUACAAAUCCCAUUACAUGUGUGUGAACACACUUCAAACGUUUUCUCUUUCUUUUACUGUAUCUGUAAUUAUUAAGUGUUAACUUUGUGCCAAUUAGAGAGAUUUUUCUGCAAUUUAUGUAGCUGAAAACACAUUUUGUUUAUCAUUAUAUUUAAUUAAUAUAUUAUUUUAUAGUUAAAUUUUGUGCUCAUGAUUCUGUAUUAUAACAUAUAAAUUGAGUUAUUUUGCAUAUAAGUAAUAUUAUCCCCCCCCCCUUCCCGUUUCUCCACUAGUCUGCCCCUCUCUUCCCCACAUAAAACACAUGUACAACUACUUUGUUUUAAUUAAACAAUACUGCUGCAGUCCCACAAUAGUGAAUGUUGAAUGAGAUGGUUCUGAAUGUGACGCUUCUGUAUACAGAUUUUUUUUUCUGACAAUUUAAGUUACAUGUUUAAUGGCAUAUAAAGUAAUGAAAUACUUCUUAUUUGAAACCAAGUUGUUUAUUUCCUGUUGUUGCCCAAUGUUUGACAUUUCUUUUUUGCUUCAAUGGUAAAGAAUGGAAUUGUGUGUCAAGGACAUUGUACUAUUAUUGCAGUUGUGAUUUUUGCCCUGUUAUUAUGCUGAGCUAUCCUUGAAGGAAAUUUGCAGCAUCAUUGCUGCUAAUAAUGCCACAUUAACAAUAGGUGAUAUUUAUGUAUGGUAAUUAAUUGAUUAUAAAUUUGAACUUAUUAUGCUGAAGGAAAUUUGCAGCAUCAUUGCUGCUAAUAAUGCCACAUUAACAAUAGGUGAUAUUUAUGUAUGGUAAUUAAUUGAUUAUAAAUUUGAACUUAUAAUUUUGCAAAUCUUAAUUUUUAUUUAUAUAUUUUUUGUCAUUGUGCCAUCAACUAGUUGACUACAUUUGAAUUUCCACAAAUGUAAAUACUUACUACACUGUAGACCGAAAUGUAUGUUGCUAUUCUUCAUUUUAGGGAAUGUAGUUUGAAGCACUAUUUUAUGGUAAUAUUGAAAAAAUUAGCACAGGAUCAAAAUAUAUGUUUGUUAUGUGUGGUACAUAGUAAGUAUAAACACAGAAAUUACCGCACUUACACAUAAGCGGUUUGAAGUGUAGGUUAUGUAUUUUAAAUUAUAUUGGAAUUCUAUUAUUUUAUAUUAAUGAUUUUUUGCUAAGUACAGAUAAUGCCGUAGCAAGUUAAGUUGCAAGCUAAGGAAUAUUUGAGAAAAUGCCACUAAUACUGAAAUCUUUUGGUUGUAUGUUUAUCUAUCAAAAAUAUUUUCAAAGUUACAAGUGCCUUAUUACUUUAGAGAUCCAUCCAGCAGAACGUGAUGGCUCUAGUUACAUAUCAAGGAACGCAAUAGUUGGAAUGUUUAUGUUUAAUGAAUUUAUGUAAUAUUUAUAUUAUUAUAAAAUGUAGAUUUUGUGAUAAAUCUCUAUUGAUAAAUGGGCUCUAGUUUGUUGUUAUGGAAAGGCCACAUAGCUAUUUAUACUGAAAGUAUGUUUACAACCUGUUAUACUGUCCAGAGCAAUCAAUGUUUUUGCAUGACUGAAUUAUUUACAUAAAUUUCAUAAUGAGUCUUUGAUCCUUUGAUCAGCUUGUAAUAUAACUGCAAGAUUGUGAUAAGAGAAAGCUGUUCUCACAAAAAACUGUUUGCUUUCCACUUGUGAGAAUAUAUGUGUUACGUCAAGUGUAAUAUGAUAGAGAAAUAAAUGUAAUAUGAUAGAGAAAUAAAUGUUUUACAGAGCUUACACAGUUUCAGGCAGGACAGAUUACAAGUAGUCUUGAUGAGGUGUGAACAGAAGACAUGGAGGAAAUGAUAGCUAUUUUGAACAUCAAGUAAAUCAAUCUCUUUCAGAAAAUGGAAAGGCUGGUUUGUAUUUAAUUUUAGAAAUUGUGUGUAGAUGACAGUGUACAUAAUGACAUCAGAGUUCAGCACAGCAUAGGAAAAACCUUUGAUGAAAUGUUUUCAUAGUUUAAGAACAAUUCCUCUUGGAUGUAAUACAAUCCUUUCUCACUAAUUAAUUUAAGCAUUAAUUGAGACUGCAGUUAUGUGUCUAGUGUCACAUUUAAGUCUAUUUAAGUUAAUGCUAGUAAUGCUGCCUUAUUGGCAAAGUUUAAUUUAUACAAACAAACUACUGGUAAUUUGUCUUGCCAUCCAGAUACACAUGUCAUCAAAUAAAUUAUGUUGGAGAAUGUGAUGGGAAUGAGUUACAUUUUUUUGGGAAUAUUAUUUAUUACUGUUAUUGUUGACAGGUACUGUUCUAGGAAUUAUGUUAAUGUUUUAUGCUACUGAGAAAUGAUGGAGAUAUUUUCUGCAUUUUUCUUGAAAAUUGGCCUGGCACAAAUAUUUGCACAGUUUAUGUAGAAUGUUACUGAGUAUGCAUAUGAGGAUUGAAUUGUAAAGAACAUUCUUUUAUAUUCAAAUACCUUAAUUUAUUGCUAGCCAACGACACUGAAACCUGAUUUCAACUUGGAAUGGAGCCUUAAUUGUGAGUGGUUCCUUGUGUGUGCAUUAUGUAAGAAUUUGUUUAGUUUGAUCUAUUAAUUUGUGUAAUUGCUGUAGUUGGAAAGGAGCUGGAUAUAGUUCACAUCAGGCUUAGAAGGCAAUUGUACUUCAAAGUUUUGUGUUAGUGUACCUAAAAUAACAUUUAUAAGUAGGAAAUGAAUAGUAUUGUCAUUAAAACAUGGACAAUUUUCAGCAAAAGCAUUGUGUUGUGUUUAUAGGCAUUAAAAAAGCAGUGUAGCACAGAUAAUAGAAAACAUAUUCCGUCCACUUAAAGUUACUAGUUUCUAUCCAUGUCAGAGUGGUAUUUGCCAUGUGUGCUUUAAUGUAAAGUUACAUACAGAUUUGAAAUAUGUUUGUUACAGACUACAGUAUAAGAGAUAUAUGGAAAUAUAAAGUGUUGUGGCAGAUGAUACUUAUCCUCUGAUGGAUGUUAGUUUUCUUUCAGGCUGUGUAAAUGCCACUUUAUGUGUCACAUUUUGCCUUACUACAACAGUCCAUAAAAUUUUCUUUGAUGCUUUUCAUAAUUUAUGUUAGCCUUCUUUUUAACACAGCAUUUUUUAUUAAUGUUGGGUUGUUCAAAUUUUUCUCUGCAUCUUGCUUGAAUUUUCUAAAAUGUUGUCAUUUCACAUAAACUAUUUGUUGUAGAUAAGCUGUUACAUUCGACAUUGAUAUACAGUGAUUUUGGUAUUGAAUGUGAAAAUUAGAACCGAAUGCUUUGUAGAUGAGAUCUGGAAGUCCAAUUUGUUUAAAUGACCUCAUACAGUAAAUGUUGAAAAAUGGCAGAGGAUGCCUCUCAAUUGUUAGAUCAACUAAGUGCAAACAUUUGCUUCUUUAUAUGCAACAUCUACAUUCCUAAUCAAAUAAUGGUAUGUGAAACACAUUGUGUGAGAAGUGGAGGGGAGGAAUCAAGACAUUAGAUAAUGACUUAGUAAUUAGUGCAUGAAAACAGACUAAUGCAUGGAAUAAUACACUUUUGCCAAUGAAAAAAAAAUUGCAGUGGACAAAUCCAGAAUGAACAGACAUCUAAUAUAGAGAAUGUAGAGCUCACUGAGGAGGAUGCAGAGCCAUGUUAGAAAGAUCUGUCCAGUGUAAAUCGUUUGUAUUUCAUAACAUUUACUGCAGUUGUUAUAGAAAUAUGGUAAAUAACUAGAGUUUUUUGCAGCAUGUAACAUGUGAGGCAGAGAGAAAAAACUUCAAGUGAAGCAGCAUUGUAUAUAAGACAUACGGUCUGUUAGAAGAUUUUGUAAGGUUUGCAGGGUGACUGUUAAGUGAGGUACCCCAACUAAUUUUGAUAAAAUUUUGUUUAAAAAUAAUGGACAGCUCCUACAGAAAUUAAAUUUUUUUUAUUGAUGACAAGACUUAAAUAAGCUGUAGUGAUGAAUGAUGAAUGGAGAAACACCUCACAAGUAGGUUGAAACAUUAUGGAAGGUACUGAAAAGGUAGAAUGUAAGAAAUAAGAAAUUAUAUGUUUGUAUACUGUAGUGACUAUAUGAAGGUCAAAUUAUUUGAGAAAAGAAGAGUAGAGAAGCAUGAGUUGUUAUGAUUUGCAACUGUAGGAAAACAUCUGUAAGCCAAGUUCAAAUACUUUCUGAAACAGUGCAACCUUCAAGCAUAAACCAGCAGUUAGCUUUUCUGAAGUACUGUUGAAUUAAAUUAUAUGAGAAAUGUUGGGAAUUCAGUUGGAUUUGUGCGAUGAACUGAAAUUUAGUUUUGGUGAAAAUAAAGUUUAUUUUUGAGGCGAGAUAAGUCUAUGAAUUGAUAAUAUUUGUGUUACACGUUAUUCAGAGAGCAUAAAAUAACACUGUAAAUGCCUUUGGUACUAGUGAAUGCUUUAGUGACAAACUUAAUUUGCUGGUUUGUAAUCUGAUAAUGAUCAAAUUUGUGAUAUCAAAAUUGUUUGUGAAUGAUGUGUGUCAAUAGGUCAUUUCAUAUCACAGAAAUCAUAAAUAAGAGUGCUUUGUACAUAUAAUAUUUGAGGUAAGAUAUGUGGUCAUAGUUCAUACAGUAAUUUCAACAUUGUUUAUCAUAUACUUAAAUAUUUGUAGCACUUAACUGAUCAGUACCUCUUUCUUUAUACAUGUUUCACCCAGUGUUUAUUAUAUUGCAUCAUUAGUAAUAAAAACAAAACUUCCACUGUAUUGUUAACAUUGUAAGUGUUGAUGGUAUACAUUGUUGUGCCAAUAAUACUAAGCAUAUCAGAUCUACAAUGUACUGUUGAACACUGUUCAGUAACACUUUGAACAAAAUAUGUAGCAUAUUAGUUUUGGAACUGCAUAACAGUUCUGUCCAUGGAAUUAUACUAUGAAACACAAAUACAAGAUGUUUGUAAACAUUCUGUAUGAUUAGGGAGUACAAUUCUUGUUUUUAUGCUCAAAAUUGUGGUAGCAUCACAUUUAAGUUGCACGAAAUGAAUUAAAUUUGAAAAGUAAUUGUAGAUUUUUUUCUUUGUGGUAUGUGACUAAUGUGGCAUCAAUCAAAGCUGUUUGUGGUAUGUGCAGAGGGAACAGUUUUCAAAUUUUAUUAUGUAUAAAUACAAUAAAUUUUAUCUCUCCACUAUGUGUGUGAGUAUAUCAUACAAACUACACUCAUUCUCUCCAUAUAUUGCAUUCAGAAACAUUAGGGAAACAUCAGUAAUCUGUCAUUGGAUAAAAUUUAGCCUUAGUUAAGUGCCUGAAUUAUUGCACAUGUAUUAGAGAUUUAUAAUGUAUAUUUCAGCAUUCUAUUAACUGUUAAUAAAUUGACAAAAAACACAGAACAAA
Schistocerca gregaria is the source of this 7732-nucleotide messenger RNA. RefSeq lists its product as uncharacterized. The transcript is spliced from 10 exons. NCBI's taxonomy places the organism in Eukaryota, Metazoa, Arthropoda, Insecta, Orthoptera, Acrididae. Bases 159 to 1583 code for a protein of 474 amino acids. The record is from RefSeq and is a predicted model, not a curated record.